GAAGUCUGGCAAAAUGUCACAAGUGGCUGGAGAAAUGCAGGCUGCUCUGCUCUUCACCCCAGAGAGGUGGUGCCUAGGCCUCGGUGCUUGCCUCCCUGCAGGGAGCCAAAACGCUCUUGGCUGAGCAUCCUGGAGAAGAGACCUCAAGACAGAGGCCUAACUUUUCCCUGGUUUCUUUGCCCAGGGACGGUCUUCAGCCUUGUUUGCCAUGCGGCAGGUACCCUUGCAUCCCUGUGGAGAUACCUGCUGAUCGUGUGCAUCUUCACUGUGCAAAAGAUGGCCGUGCACAAGAAGAGGUUCUUGAGAUUCAUUGUCUUCUUGCUUCCAGUGGUUCUUGGCUCUGACACGGGCAGCCGCAGCAGAAACAAAGAUGCUGAGGAAUUUGCACACCUUGUUGACAGAGCAGACCCAAAAGUUGCAGCUUCUGCUGGAGGAGGUGGCUCAGCUGAAGGUGGAGAUAAGCCGUUUGAAGAAGGAGAGGCAGGAGGUGAACCAGGCAGCCCUGGAGUUGGCUUCGGAAGUCUACAUCAGAAGAUCUGACUGGGCCCUGAAAAGUUCUGGUGCCACCAUUGACAUGCAGAGAACUUCAAAGACCUAUGACUGCAAAGAGAAUUGGGGCUGCAGGGUUUUAUGGUUCUUCCACACUCCCAACCCUCCUGAUACGAUUUUGGAGCCGGAUAUUUCCCCAGGAAACUGCUGGCCAUUACAAGGGCACCAGGGCCAGGUGGUCAUCAGGUUGCCAGCACGAGUCCAUCUGACUGCUGUCAGUGUGCAGCACACCUACAAAGAGGUCUCUCCAUCUGGGACCGUCACCAGUGCCCCCCGAGACAUCGCUGUCUUUGGAUUGAAUGCAGACAGAGAAGAGGAAACUCUCCUUGGGAUGUUCGUGUACAACGUGGCAAAAGAGGCUAUUCAAACCUUCCCUCUGAAGGUACAGUCUGUGCAUGAAGGCAAGAUGCCCAGGAGAAAACCAGCAGUGCCUGCAAGUCCGUGGCAGGAAGAGCGUGAAUGCUCUCUCCCCUGGCGCAGGGGCCCAGACCACUGCCGAGGAGGCCUGGUGGAGCUGGGAGGACUGAGUAGCAUGCCGUGGGGGUAGCAGCAACAGGUUUGCAAGGGCAGGGUUGUUCCUGUGGGAGCUUAAGUCCUGAGAGACCCCUGGCUGCAGCUGCUGCCUUCAGCAGAGCCAGCUGCACACAUGGCCUCUCCACCAAAGCAACAUCUUUGUGCCAGGAGAAA
This is a messenger RNA of Pezoporus flaviventris, 1236 nucleotides long. Its product is annotated as sperm-associated antigen 4 protein-like. Lineage: Eukaryota; Metazoa; Chordata; Aves; Psittaciformes; Psittacidae. Gene Ontology annotation, molecular function: protein-membrane adaptor activity. Gene Ontology annotation, biological process: nuclear envelope organization. The coding region runs from base 371 to 1096 and encodes 241 amino acids. Gene Ontology annotation, cellular component: nuclear envelope; meiotic nuclear membrane microtubule tethering complex. The record is from RefSeq and is a predicted model, not a curated record. The transcript has 8 exons.